Drosophila takahashii is the source of this 1460-nucleotide messenger RNA. RefSeq names its product ribosome assembly protein METTL17, mitochondrial. Gene Ontology annotation, biological process: translation. The record is from RefSeq and is a predicted model, not a curated record. Gene Ontology annotation, molecular function: structural constituent of ribosome; methyltransferase activity. NCBI's taxonomy places the organism in Eukaryota, Metazoa, Arthropoda, Insecta, Diptera, Drosophilidae. Gene Ontology annotation, cellular component: mitochondrial small ribosomal subunit.
AACUCGUGUGGCCUCCCAGUUGUUUUGAUUUCGCUGUUACAUAUUAUUUAUAAUUAAUUAUUAUGCAGUUUUCCCUGAACUACACAACGAGGAGCCUGGUUCCCCGGCUGCACCGCUUCACCAGCAAGAUUGCCGUGGACGUGGAGCCGACUGUGAUCUCUGGCCUGGAGCAGGCCACCCUGAAACCCAGGAAACAUCCCGGCGUAGUGAGGCCCAAUCAUGUGGAGCUGCCCAAGCAGCUAAAUGACACCCUGAAGCGCAUCGUGGGCGAUCAUCCCGUUAAGAAACUAAUCCACGAUGGCCAGCAGCUCAACGCCUACAUCAAAUCCCGCCAUCCGCCGCCUACGCAAGAGGAGAUCGAGAACAAGAAACGGAUCAUCAUAGAGGAAGUGAACUCCAAGAUGUCCCUGGAUCGCCUGGUUACUCUAAACGAGGAGGAGGCGGAGCGCUGGAAGCGCAAGCGGGAGCUGGAGAUCAACAAGCGGCUGGGCCAGCGCGUCUACGCCUGGAAGCGGAUCGAGUACGGCCCGUAUGAGUCCCUGGUCUACGCCAUUGCUCGCGGUGCCCAGGAAUAUGCCGUGAUGAAGCGCGUCCUCACGGAGCUCGCCCAGCGGGAUGAGCAGUUCCGGCCGCGCAGCUUCUUUGACUUCGGUUCUGGGAUCGGCACCGGCAUGUGGGUGGCCAGCGAACUCUGGCGUGACCACAUCUUCGAGUACUACAACGUGGACAGGUCUCGGGAGAUGAACGAGAUCUCUGAGCUCAUUCUGCGCGAUGGCCACGAGAAUAAGCAGAUGGGCCUGCGCAAUGUGUUCUACCGACAGUUCCUGCCCGCCAUCGAAACCAAUUACGAUCUGGUCAUCAUAUCUCACACACUCUUUGAGUUGGUGGACAAGGAGCAGCGAGAGGACGUAUUGCGGAAUUUGUGGCGCAAGUGCGAUGGCUACAUGGUCAUAGUGGAGGAGGGAACGCGUCGGGGCAGCGAGCUGGUGAACGAGGCCAGGCGAUUUUUGUUGGAGCAGGAUCAAGAAGGUCACACGGUGGCACCAUGUCCUCACGAUGUGCCAUGUCCACGCUUUAGAGAUCUGGCUGAUCGCACGCCCUGCAAUUUCCCCGUCUCAUUUGCUCCUCUGCGUUUGGGCAGCGACUCCUUGGCGGACCGCCACACCUCCCUCUACAGCUAUGCCAUCCUGAAGAAGGGUCCCCAAACCGAUAGCUCCAGUUCAUGGCCUCGGAUUGUGCGUCCCACCUUGGUGAGGUCAAAGCAUGCCAUCUGCCGAGUCUGCACGGAGGAGGGCAAUCUCCAAGAGGUUAUCUUCACGAAGUCAAAGCAUGGAAAAUCUGCCUAUUCCUGUGCGAAAGUCAGCCGCUGGGGCGAUCGCUUGCCUAUGUCGCUAGGACAACCUGAGGUCAAUCCCGGCUCCACAGAUUCAUCCACCGCAGAACAACCUGUCUUGGCGUAG